This is a messenger RNA of Salmo salar (Atlantic salmon), 1421 nucleotides long. Lineage: Eukaryota; Metazoa; Chordata; Actinopteri; Salmoniformes; Salmonidae. The record is from RefSeq and is a predicted model, not a curated record.
CACUCUGACCUGCAAAAGGCAGCAAUAUGCAACACAGCGUUCAGUCGGCCGGAAAUUCACACGAAGAAGAAGUUGGUUAUCAGUCUGAGGAAAAACCGUGAACUGGUCGCUGGUUGGAGAUUUCACUUUUUAUCCUGAAGGAAAGUACGUUGUUUCGUGGUGAAUGAGUAGAUCUCUUGGGACGGUUUAAUUCCUCCGGUUAGGGGUGUUUUAAAACUAGCAGUAUGUUCGGGAAGAAGAAGAGGGCUCCUUUGCCAAAGGGCCAGGGCGCAGCUGCAGCCAAACAGAUGGGUUUGUUUGUGGACUUCAACCCAGAGGAGAUGACGCAGGACAUGGAUGAUCCGACUGUGGAUGAUGCUGAUCUAGAGGCCGAGUUAUCGGCUCUCACUGGGGGCAAGCCUGCUGGAGAGAGACUAAAGCAGAAGGCCCCCUUACCUAUGGAGAAUAUAGCCCGAAUGGCAGAGGAGUGUAUGAAGGAUAUAUACGAUGAUGAUGAUGAUGAUGAUGAUGAUAACCUGGAAGAUGAUGAAGAUUUACUGGCUGAGCUGCAGGAAGUGGUGGGUGACGAGGAAACGGAGGAUCGUGUGACACCCACCUCCACGGAAGAGACUCCGCAUUCACCACCCCAGUUAGCAAGGGCUCCUCCUGCAGUACCUGGCAGUCUGCAGCACACCUUGGAGGAGAGGCUGAGUAUGUACCGGACAGCUGUAGCGCACGCCAAGGCCUCAGGGGAAUCGUCGAAAGCGCGGAGAUACGAAAGAGGGAUCCAGAGCCUGGAGUCCAUGCUGGUCUCAUUGAAGAAGGGGAGGAAGGUGGAGGAGGCUGACAUCCCCCCCACCUGUAGCCGGUGGAGGAGCCCCCCACCUCCACCGUCCCCACCGUCCCACCACGACGUGCUCCUCCCCCUCCACCAUCUGUUCUCGAACCUGAACCGACGCCUCCACAACAGCAGGGGGAGCCGGAGGCUGCUGCUGCGACGUUACCUGUACCCGUCUCCCCUGAGGCAGUAUCACCCAGCAGUGAGGAGGAGCUUAGGCGAGGCCACCAAGGCGAUGCUGUUAGGCAGACAGAGAGAGUAUAAGGUGGCAGCUCUGAAAGCCAAGCAGCAAGGAGACAUGGAACAAGUCAAACUCUACUUCAGGACCAGCAAGAGGUUUGACGCGGUGAUCGAAGCGUUGGAGAAGGGACAGGAGGGGUCAUCUCGGCCUUGUCUGGCCCAGAAAACGAACCCGGUCCUGGACAGACCUCAAGCCCCAAUCCCCCUGCCUCCACACCUCCGGCCUCCUCUGCUGUCCCUGCCCAGCCUAAAAGAUGUGCUGGAGGCCCUGGAGCAGCGGCGAGACAGGUAUCAGGAGGCCUGCGCCCAGGCCAAAGCCAACGGAGACGACCGCAAGGCCCGUAUGCACGAGCGCAUCGCCAAG